This is a messenger RNA of Fusarium redolens, 1266 nucleotides long. RefSeq lists its product as uncharacterized. Lineage: Eukaryota; Fungi; Ascomycota; Sordariomycetes; Hypocreales; Nectriaceae. The record is from RefSeq and is a predicted model, not a curated record. The annotation marks the transcript as partial. The transcript has 4 exons.
CCCGGAGGAGGCGGAUCUGAGGAAUCAAACUCACCUCCCAUUCCCGCGGAUAACUGCAAGAACUUGCCGGACUUUAUGGUUACACCUCUCACUCGCGUGGGAAGAAGUGCAAAAGGUGAGGAUUACUGCUUCGCCAAGUGGAACAAGGGUGUCUUCAUCAAAGAGAUCGAAGCCGUGGCGAGUUCGGGUUCUCUCCGCUAUAUCCGAGUGGUUUACACAGACGGGACGAUUCAGGAAGCAGGCAAGAAAGUCGCAGACGACGGCAAGCAUCGCUUCGGUACUGUGAAAUGGGACCCUUGGCGCGACUAUUUCAACGAGUUCUCCAUGAACGAUGGUGGCUUCAACGGCGGCGUCGGGCGGAUAAAACUCGAGAUGUCGAACAAGUGCGGCGGUGAUACAACUUGUCGACUUGACGCUGGAGGUUACUGGGACAAGCCGCCUGUCAUGCAAAGAAUACCUCGCGGCAGUUCAGAUCAGGGAAUGCUCUUGGGCAUUCAACUCAACGCAGGCGACGUUAUUGAAUACCUGACACCAAUGUUCUCCAAGGCCAGGCCUGAGAAAGUCACUCUUGGCGAACCCAGCUUUGAACCAACAUUCGAGGAACUCAACUCGAAGCCUUUUGAUGAACGCCAGCUGGAGGUUGUCAGGACCUCUCACGUUUUGUAUAACCGCCGAGCAAACAAACCCGUCGAAAUGGGAAUCGAUCUCUACCUCCAAGUCGAGCAAGGUACCAAGGUCAACUGGCAGAGCCAGACGGGAAAGGAGUGGGGCGGCGAGCUGGGGGGUACCAUUGGAGGCGGUUUCGAUUGGGAAGUUGGUCUUCCUGAGAUGGUCUCGGGUAAGAUUAAUGGCAAGCUGGAUAUCACUGGCAAGUGGGUUAUUAAGAAUGUCAAGAUGGAUUUUGACGGCGGAGAGAACUCCACUAUAACCCGGACCAUGAGUAGGGUCACUGUCAACACUGUAGUUGAUCCAGGGGAGGCAGCCUUGUGCCAAGUGGUCGCCAUUCAAAGCAAAGCUAAUAUCCAAUACCACUCCAUGAUGACACAGCAUUUUUCGAACGGUGAUUCGUACUCGUAUCCUGUACAAGGCGUGUUGAGGGACAGUCGUGUCACGGAGGCUAUUUCGAUAUGCGAAGAUGUAAACGAGGACAACAAGGAGGAGGCAGCGGCUGCUGAUUUCGUCAUCGAGCAGAGUGGUACAUAUUGUAACGAUGGUACAAGGGUUGGUGAUACUGGCAUGUCGGAUGAGGAGUUGCGCAAGGCUUGU